AUGCCCGCGAGCCGGCGCGACCCCGGCGGCGGCACCGGCGCCGAAGUUGCGCUCCUAGCCGCCGGGCUGCGAGCGGAGUUGCUGCCGCGGCACGUGGCUGUGGUGAUGGACGGGAACUCGCGGUGGGCGCGCGCGCGCGGGCUGCCGUCCGCGGCCGGGCACGAGGCCGGGCGCCGCGUGCUGGAGGAGGUGGUGCGGCUCUCCCGCGCCUGGGGCGUCCGCGCGCUCACCGCCUUCGCCUUCUCCCAUGAGAACUGGAGCCGGCCCAAGAAGACCGCGAGAGAAGCCGAGGAGGCCACACGGAACAACUCGCGGCUCGACCUGACACUGGCAAUCAGCUACAGCUGGCGGAGGGACAUAGUGCAAGCAUGCCGGAACCUCGCUCAGAAGGUGCGCGACAAGCUGCUGAAGCCGGAGGACAUCGACGAGUCGCUGUUCGCCGAUGAGCUCGAGACGAGCCAUGCCAACGAGCUCCCUGAUUACCCCGACCUGCUCAUCAGAACCAGCGGCGAGCUGCGGCUGAGCAACUUCCUGCUGUGGCAGUCGGCGUACGCGGAGCUCUUCUUCACGGACACGCUGUGGCCCGACUUCGGAGAGGCCGACUACCUCGAGGCACUGGUAUCCUUCCAGAGCAGAGACAGGCGGUUCGGGUUAAGGAAAUUGUAG
Miscanthus lutarioriparius is the source of this 666-nucleotide messenger RNA. Lineage: Eukaryota; Viridiplantae; Streptophyta; Magnoliopsida; Poales; Poaceae. The record is from the annotation of a GenBank genome assembly.